Messenger RNA from Anthonomus grandis grandis, 844 nucleotides. Its product is annotated as isatin hydrolase-like. The transcript has 6 exons. Lineage: Eukaryota; Metazoa; Arthropoda; Insecta; Coleoptera; Curculionidae. The record is from RefSeq and is a predicted model, not a curated record. The coding region runs from base 157 to 807 and encodes 216 amino acids. Gene Ontology annotation, molecular function: arylformamidase activity.
UCAGUGCCAGCAAGGAAUUAUUGGAUUUAGGAUGGGGUUUUGAUAAUCGGACCAUAUUUUGGCCUGGGCAGACCCCACUUUACUUUACCAAGGAAGAAACUGUAUAUUUAAAAGGAUUUUCAUUAUCUGUUGCCACUAAUAUCUUCUCUUCAAGAGAUGAGCAUAUUAAAUGACCAAAUCAAUUCGUUUAAUAUUGAACUGACUCCCAGGACUCCCAGGUGGUACUCGUUUAAGGAGUUUUGUGUGGCAGAACAUGGCGGGACCCACUUUGAUGCCCCCUAUCAUUUUCACCAAUCCGGAUGGAAGGUUGGAGAUGUGCCACUAUCCAGAUUGUUUGCUAAAGGAGCUUUCCUUAAUAUGGAAGAAGAGCAUUUGAAAAUGGGAAGAGAUACUCGCCUCAAAGUAAAAGACUUGGAAAAUUGGGAAACUCGUAAUGGAAAAUUUUCAGAAAAUAGUGUUUUAUUAGUGAAGUUUGGUAGAUCGAAAUUCUGGCAAAACCGAACUUUAUAUCUGGAUUUAGAGGGGGAAACUAUGCAUUUUCCUGGUUUAUCAAAGGAAGCAGCUCAGUGGAUAGCAAACUCUAAGAAAAUCAUUGGAGUAGGAGUAGACACGCCCAGUAUAGACCCUGGGAAUUCAACUGACUAUAUCGCACAUAGAAUUCUAGCGGAAAAUUCGUUAUAUAAUUUGGAAAAUGUGAAACUUUUGACAGACUUGCCUGAAACAGGUUUUGAUUUGGUGGUGGCUCCGAUGAAAAUUGAAGAGGGCACUGGUGCAGCCGUGAGAAUUUUUGCAAUUGUAAAUAAUUAGAUAUUAAUAUUUUUAAAAUAAAUUAUAAAUUAAAUAA